Messenger RNA from Cucurbita pepo subsp. pepo (vegetable marrow), 1463 nucleotides. The record is from RefSeq and is a predicted model, not a curated record. Lineage: Eukaryota; Viridiplantae; Streptophyta; Magnoliopsida; Cucurbitales; Cucurbitaceae.
UUGCUAGGGAGAGGUUUCUACACCCUUAUAAAGAAUGCUUCAUUCUCUCCUCCAACCAAUGAGAUCUACUUUUGAAAAUAGUCUAGUAAACAAUUUCUUCUGUAGAUGCCAACGUUCUUGAUGACUUACCUUUCCCCCCCUCCGAUCAUCCUACAGUACAGCUGCCAAAUUGAUGCAGUUGAAUCAGAGUUUUCGAACCGAAAUAAAACAUCCAAUGCAUCAAGGUUCAAAGUAGUUAUUGUUAUUAUUUUUGGGUGGGGCGAGAAAAACUGAGUUUAAGUGAAGUAAUGAAAUGUACUCAAAAGGGAGAGGAAGCCUUCCAAAUGCCAUGGGAAUUAGACAAAGCUCCACUGAAUAUCCUUUUUAGCUUGACUUUCUAGUUGGUAGGUCAACAUCUCUGUUGCCAGCUGAAACCUAAGAAUUAGUAGCAUUGCCAGACAUGUUUCAAGUCAUCUCUUCUUACUUGUAUGUAUUUUGACAGGCUUCCCAGUCCCGGUCGGAACAAACUCAGAAUCUCUGCCCUCAAUUUCUAAAUGGUGAAAAUGUGCAACCUAUGACUGAGGGGGCCUCAAAAGAUGCUCAGUCCUCAAUCGCACCACACGGCCUUGUACCGAGGGAGAUAGAACAAUCAGCGCCAGUAAUGUAUGCAGCCUCAUUACCUUUUCCUGCAAAACCUGCACCUAUUGAGGAAGAUCCCCGCAAGUCUGCUGCUGCUGCCGUGGCAGCAAAGCUAACUGCAUCGACAUCCUCGGUUCAGAUGCUCUCUUACGUCCUAUCUUCCCUGGCAUCGGAGGGUGUAAUUGGAAAUCCAAAUAAAGAGUUAUCUUGUGACUAUCCAUCUGAGAAGAGGACCAAACUUGAAAAUGACCAGUCACCCUACGUAUUGCCUCCGAGUCCACAGCAGCCACCCGUCUCUUCCUUCCCAAACCCGGAGUCUCUCCAACGUAAUGCCUCAUCGACCAGUCAACAAUACACUCCUCCUCCCCCAUCAUCAUCUCCCCCGCCGAUCCCUCCAUUACCUCCUGUAGUGCAGUUCACACAGAAUGUUGGGUCAGUAAGUAGCAUGCCUUUCAGUUACAGUAUGACACAAUCAUUGCCACCACUGGCGAAACCUGGCUAUCCGAAUGUAGGUGCCCCAGUGACUGGGAUGUCUCCUUUUACAAUACCAACAAAUUCUUACCAGAGUUUUCAGGCUUCAGAUGCCAAUUUCUAUAAUCAGUCCUCAUCAAUGCCGAUGACACCAGUUUCUAGGCCAUAGAGCUGUGUAAUACUAGUCUUACUUCACCUAUUUGUGCUAACAAAUCUUUAAGGAAGUGAUGCUUCCCAUUAAGGCCUAUGAGGAAAUCUUGCAUCCUCGUGUGCUCCUUAAGUUCUGACGACAUAACUAAAUGGAUUUUGCACAUAGUAAUAGUUUGUAAUUUUACUUCAUUUAUUAAUGUAAUGCUUAGAGUCUGGAAAAGUAA